GUGGGAAACAGUCGCAUGAACCCAGGAUUGGUUGUUGCGGUGUGAACGGGAAGCUGUUUGUGUCAUCAUAUUCCCUGCUGGAAGGGCUGGAAUUGAGAGAGCAGCAAAGUGACUGAGAGUGGUGAAGAUGAUCCCACUGCUGGGUGAAGAUGAUCUCGCAAAUUCGGGAACGCUGUACUUCAAGAAGGUUGGCAGUGCCGUAUUCUACGGCGUGGCAUCCCUCAUGAUUACCGUGGUGAAUAAGAGUGUCCUCACAUCGUACCACUUCCCGUCCUUUCUGGUGCUCAGCCUGGGGCAAAUGUUGGCCGGGAUUGCUGUGCUGUACGUGGCGAAGAAGUGCAGAAUAGUCACAUUUCCCGAUAUGACGCGUGAUACCCCCAGGAAGCUUUUCCCACUACCUCUCCUCUACAUGGGAAACAUGAUUUUUGGCCUAGGUGGCACACAGGCCCUAAGUUUACCCAUGUUUGCUGCCCUUAGACGCUUCUCCAUACUCAUGACGAUGCUCCUGGAGCUGAAAGUAUUGGGAAUAAAGCCCAGCAUACCCGUUCAAGUGAGCGUCUAUGCGAUGAUUGGUGGUGCCCUAUUGGCUGCAAGUGAUGAUCUCAGCUUCAACAUGGAGGGGUAUACAUUCAUUAUGAUCACGAAUGCCCUCACGGCCGCCAAUGGUGUGUACGUGAAGAAGAAACUCGAGAGUGUUGACAUGGGCAAAUAUGGACUUAUGUACUACAAUUCCCUCUACAUGAUCCUCCCAGCUCUCAUUAUCACCUGGGCCGUAGGGGACCUCGAGAAAUCCUUCGCCUUCCCCAUGUGGACAGAUAUGCUCUUUACAACGCAAUUCCUUCUGUCCUGCAUUAUGGGCUUUAUCCUCUCCUACAGUACCAUCCUCUGUACGCAGUACAAUUCAGCCCUCACAACAACCAUCGUUGGAUGCCUAAAGAACAUCAGCGUAACGUACUUGGGAAUGUUUGUUGGUGGAGACUAUGUCUUCUCAUGGCUGAAUUGCAUUGGUAUCAACAUUAGCGUCCUGGCCAGUCUUCUCUACACCUACGUCACAUUCCGACCCAAGGAGACCCCACGAAAGAUUCUGCCUGAGAAAAUUGAAUCAGUGCAUACGCACACCAACUCCUCGAGAUCCGACAUUUUAAACGGUUGUGGUUUUGCUUUGAGUCCGUUUCCGGAGCGCGGUGAGAGGCGUCCGUCGAAGCGCCGUCGGUGCAGCCCCUACGGGUCAAAUUCCAGUGCCACUACCACCACCAUGAGCCCCACUGCUCGCGAUGCGGCAUGCGGUUGCUCAGCCACAGAGCCAUCGUCAUCCCCAUUCGCCAAGAUACCCUCCUACCCGAUUCUCACGCCCGAGAAAAUGGCCCAGACCGUUCAUGAUGAGAUCAAGAGACUCCACAGGACGAAGCAACUGUCCGCAGUUGCCAUUGAGCGGAUGCAGGACUCAGAGUCGAGUGGUUCGGAGAUGGGUUCAGACAGCCCAAGGCGUCCGGAUACACCGCCAGUGAAGAAUCCGGAUAAGGCUCUCUUCACAUUUAAACAAGUACAAUUGAUAUGUAGUCGCAUGCUGAAGGAGCAGGAGGAGAAGUUACGUGAGGAAUAUGAUCUCAUUUUGACAUCGAAACUUGCUGAGCAACAGAUUUUUAGAAGAAUCCCAUCGUGGGGGAUCCUGAAGCAUUUGCAGGGAUGUCGAAGAUUGUCAGUUGAUGCUGGAAAGACGUUCGAAGAGGAAUUUUACAUGAAUAAAAUUCCAGUUACAGAAAUUCAGAAGAAGGUUCUCUCAAUUGGAUCUUCCGUUGCUUCACUCCUUGAUCCAAGAAGGCACGACAUGAUAGCGUGUUUGGGUGAGACGACGGGUGAAGUGGCUCUGGGGCGGAUUCACAAAGAAAUGAAAUCAUGCGAGGAGGGCCUUCAAAUCCUCGACGAUAGACCACGCAUUAAUUCCCGAACAAUCAACCUCGAGGCUCUGGGGAAACUCCCAGUGGAUUCUUUUGGCUAUCACUACUGGAAAUUCUUGUGUGACAAUAAGGUAACUCCUGACUCGAGAAUGGAAGUGAGAUUCCUGGAGGAUGCGCAUCUGGCCUAUGUGAUGACGAGGUACCGUGAAUGUCAUGAUUUGAUCCACACAGUCCUGGGAAUGCCAACGAAUAUGUUGGGAGAAGUGGCUGUUAAAUGGGUGGAAGCAUUGAAUACGGAUCUCCCCAUGUGCUGGGGUGGAGCAAUAUUUGGUGCAGCACGUCUAAGGCCAAAGCAACGGAAAAUGUACGUUAGUCACUAUCUUCCUUGGGCACUUUCCGUGGGUAAAUCUGCAAAGCCCCUUAUGCUGGUGUACUGGGAAAAGCGCUGGGAGCAGAAAAUUGAUGAUCUCAGGAAUGAAUUGAAUAUUAAAGUCAUUGAGAUCGAGGAAAAACCAGGAAAACUGUGAAAAUUGACCGUUUAUUUGAAUUAGAAAAUAUUUGAAUUUGAUUGUGUGAUUUUUAUAGU
This is a messenger RNA of Lutzomyia longipalpis, 2484 nucleotides long. RefSeq lists its product as uncharacterized. The transcript has 7 exons. Gene Ontology annotation, biological process: ubiquinone biosynthetic process. The record is from RefSeq and is a predicted model, not a curated record. Gene Ontology annotation, cellular component: mitochondrion; mitochondrial inner membrane. Bases 128 to 2425 code for a protein of 765 amino acids. Lineage: Eukaryota; Metazoa; Arthropoda; Insecta; Diptera; Psychodidae.